Messenger RNA from Bufo gargarizans (Asiatic toad), 2085 nucleotides. Its product is annotated as gastrula zinc finger protein XlCGF57.1-like. The coding region runs from base 138 to 1781 and encodes 547 amino acids. The record is from RefSeq and is a predicted model, not a curated record. The transcript has 2 exons. Lineage: Eukaryota; Metazoa; Chordata; Amphibia; Anura; Bufonidae.
UGACCAGUGACGUCACUGAACUCCUUCUGACAGCUCCGUUCUAUCAUCUACCUUUGGUGACGUAAUGUGACUCUGAGAUGGGUGAUGGUGAUAAGUGAGGUUCAGAUGACUGUACCAGGAGCUCUGAGAAACACGUGAUGUCAGAUUUUAGAACAGAUGAUUGUGGUGUCACAGAAGAGACACAUGAAGAGCAUGCCAUUAUCUCAGAUGUAUCCUCAGCCUUUCACAGCAAAGAUCUAUCAUCAGAUCCUUUAGAUGGAUUUCAAUCUUCUGAUUCAUCACAGACUGUCAAGCAAAAUAAAAGCCACAGAAGAAGUGUUCAUCAUCAAAGAAGUCAUACAAGGGAGAAUGCUCUUUCAUGCUCAGAAUGUGGGAAAUGUUUUAAAUCUAAAUCAGAUCUUACUAGACAUGAGAGAACUCACACAGGGGAGAAGCCAUUUUCAUGUUCAGAAUGUGAAAAAUAUUUUUACCGUAAAUCACAUCUUAUUAUACACAAGAGAACUCACACAGGGGAGAAGCCAUUUCCAUGUUCAGAAUGUGGGAAAUAUUUUAACUGUAAAUCAGAGCUUGUUAUACAUGAGAGAACUCAUACAGGGGAGAAGCCAUUUUCAUGUUCAGAAUGUAAAAAACAUUUUAACCGUAAAUCACAUCUUGUUAGACAUCAGAGAAUUCACACAGGGGAAAAGCCAUUUUCAUGUUCAGAAUGUGAAAAAUAUUUUAGCUGUAAAUCACAUCUUGUUCGACAUCAGAGAAUUCACACAGGGGAGAAGCCAUUUUCAUGUUCAGAAUGUGAAAAACAUUUUAACUGUAAAUCACAUCUUGUUAGUCAUCAGAGAACUCACACAGGGGAGAAGCCAUUUUCAUGUUCAGAAUGUGGGAAAUGUUUUAAGGAGAAAUCAAAACUUCUUUACCAUCAGACAAUUCACACAGGGGCAAAGCCAUGUUCUUGUUUAGAAUGUGGGAAAUGUUUUAUUGAUAAAUCAAGUCUUAUUAAACAUCAAAGAAGUCACACAGGGGAGAAGCCAUUUACAUGCUCAGAAUGUGGAAAAUGUUUUACUGAUAAAUCAAUUCUUGUUAUACAUGAGAGAAGUCACACAGGGGAGAAGCCAUUUUUUUGUUUAGAAUGUGGGAAAUGUUUUACAUAUAAAUCACGUCUAGUUGUACAUCAGAGAAUUCACACAGGGGAAAAGCCAUUUUCUUGUUUAGAAUGUGGGAAAUGUUUUAUAGCUAAAUCAAUUCUUUUUAAACAUCAGAGAAUUCACACAGGGGAGAAGCCAUUUUCAUGUUCAGAAUGUGAAAAACAUUUUAACUCUAAAUCAAAUCUUGUUAUACAUGAGAGAACUCACACAGGGGAGAAGCCAUUUUCAUGUUCAGCAUGUGGGAAAUGUUUUCAACAGAAAUCACAUCUUCUUAACCAUCAGAUAAUUCAUACAGUGGCGAAGCCAUUUUCCUGUUUAGAAUGUCGGAAAUAUUUUGCUUAUAAAUCAAGUCUUGUUAAACAUCAGAGAAGUCACACAGAGAAGAAGCCAUUCUCAUGCUCAGAAUGUGGGAAAUCUUACGCACAGAAAGCAUAUCUUGUUAUACAUGAGAGAACUCACACAGGGGAGAAGCCAUUUUCUUGCUUACAAUGUGGGAAAUCUUACACACAGAAACCAUGUCUUGUUAUACAUGAGAGAACUCACACAGGGGAGAAGCCAUUUUCUUGUUUACAAUGUGGGAAAUCUUUCAUACAGAAAUCAAAUCUUGUUAGACAUCAGAGAAUUCAUACUGGAAAGAAGUGAUUUUAAUGUUCAGAAUUUGAUAACUAGAGAUGAGCGAACUAUUGAAAAAUAAAAUUCUGCAGCUUCUUCAAAGUUCAACAAGAAAUUUGAUUUGUUCCGAAUUAAUUUGUCACGAAUUACUAUGUUAAAACCCCAUUUAGCCUAUAAAUCAAUGAGACCAUUUUUAACGGCCCCUUAGACCGAAGUGCACCUAACAGCCAUUAAAAAUGGUCAUACGCUCAUAUACACAUAUGGCCUUUUGGGUUAAAAAAAAUCACUCACCUCAUGUAGCUGGCCAGCUAGGACCUGUCCUAGGUUGCUAGUG